This is a messenger RNA of Engraulis encrasicolus (European anchovy), 1600 nucleotides long. It is a transcript of the gene selenol, whose product is annotated as selenoprotein L. The transcript is spliced from 9 exons. The record is from RefSeq and is a predicted model, not a curated record. NCBI's taxonomy places the organism in Eukaryota, Metazoa, Chordata, Actinopteri, Clupeiformes, Engraulidae.
AAAUAGACCGCUAGAUGUCCCACUACCAGUAAUUUACCUCCUGACGUGUUCAGUAAGCAGGCUCGUUCUGGUAGUAGUCUACCAUAACAGAAAUCAUGGCUGAUGUGGCCUGCGUGGCCAAAUGCGAGGACCUCAUAGAAGCACUUCAGAACUUUGUUCAAGAAGCAAGGGCGCUGCUAGAAGAUGCUGAAAAAGACAUUGCUCAAGGUUCCCUGCAGGAUUUCGCUGCAAACAAACUACGCUCGAUGUUUGGUGUGAUGGCUGCAGGUGCUGCCUUCUAUAACAGAUUGUCUGUAAAGAAGAGAAGUGAAGCGGAAGAUCUGUGGAAACCAAUAUAUCAGAACGCAGGUGUGCGGGAUGCCGUGGAAGACCUUUUAAAGUUGGAGGUUGAGUGGGAUGCCUUUCUGGAGCGCCUGGAUGCUGGGUUGCAGAUGAGUGGUAAACUCCUGGCAACCACACAUCCAGCAGAGGCACUGAGGGCAGACAUGAACUUAACAGACGCCAGGACUGGAGAAGAAGUGACCCUGGGUCGUUACUACGGCAACUCUGAAAGUCUACUGCUGGUGUUGAUCCGGCACCUCGGAUGACUACCGUGACGAGACCACGUGGCUGAGCUCGAGGGUCAAAAGAGCCUUCUUGAAGCUCGGUCUGUGAGGGUGGUGGUGGUGUCGUAUGGGUGUUUGGAGGGGGCCCAGCUUUGGCUUCAGCAGACGGGCUGCACAUUUGACAUGGUGCUGGAUGCUCAAAGACAGGUUUACAAAGCCUUUGGUUUGGGAAGCUCAUAUGCGAAAGUGAUGAAAUUUGACUGCAUGCUCCAGUACUCGGGGUUUGUUGCAUGCCAGCGAGCAUUUCCUGAUGUCCCCCCAAAGUUCAUCGAAGAUGUCUAUCAGCUGGGUGGAGACUAUGUGCUGGACGAAGGUGGCAAAGUCAUCUUCUCCCACCCCAGCACAAGGCCAACUGAUAGGCCGAAGCUGGAAGAUUUACUGGCACGGAUCUCCUAAGCAGCCUUGGAAGGAUCCUCUGAUGGGUGGAUAUGGUCUCUACAGAGGACAGUCUGGCCAGCCUUGUGUAUAUGACGGCACAGCCCGACCUCAUACAACAUGAAGGGUUUUGUCUGAUGUGAGUAAACAAGGUGGAUCAGACGUGUCCUCUCUUAGACACCAUACCUGACAUCGUACAUCAACAUGAUUUUUGGCACAUUUAUUUCUGUUCUACUACUAAUACUGUACCAUUAAUGCACGCUGAAUUACGCUAAAUUCACGCUAAACUACAUUAACUAUGUUUUAACUGAGGCCAGAACUGUGAAUCAAUGUUGCAAAUUAUAGUUUACACAGAUACUUGAAAUGCUUUUUAAAACUUAUCAAAAAUCUUUAUUGUGAUUUUGCAAUCUCACUCAACAGCUCCAUGUUUCUUUGUCAAGUCAUCAUACAUAAUCUGAUAUAAUCCAUUUUGCUAUCAUAUUAACUUAAAUAUAAAAAACGUAGACAUACAAUCAUUCUGCUUCUGCAAAGAUAAUGUUUAAAAGACUGAAUCAUUAAUUCCACUCUAACAUGCCUUUUUUCUGUGCAUAACUCAUAAUAAAUAUGAUUUUUGAAAAAAA